This is a messenger RNA of Lytechinus pictus (painted urchin), 8216 nucleotides long. Its product is annotated as telomerase-binding protein EST1A-like. Bases 317 to 6085 code for a protein of 1922 amino acids. Lineage: Eukaryota; Metazoa; Echinodermata; Echinoidea; Temnopleuroida; Toxopneustidae. The record is from RefSeq and is a predicted model, not a curated record. Gene Ontology annotation, biological process: nuclear-transcribed mRNA catabolic process, nonsense-mediated decay. The transcript is spliced from 20 exons. Gene Ontology annotation, cellular component: telomerase holoenzyme complex. Gene Ontology annotation, molecular function: protein binding; telomeric repeat DNA binding; telomerase RNA binding.
AUAGGAUCAAGGCAUUUAGAGGGUGAGGGAGGGAAGCAUCAUGGCUGCUGUGAGCCCGCUGUGAGUUGGCCGAGUUGGCAGGGACUGCUGGCAUUGAAGGAGGUUGCUGAGGAGGGAAAAUCCUUUAGGAGAUUCCUUAUCUUGUCCAAGAGAGUGUUGCGUAGGUGGAGGGUACAUGGGCAUUUGGCAAGGAUAUGCUCUGUAGUGUCCUCUUCAAGUUUGCACAGGGCACAAGUUGUAUAUAGGGCCUUGAAGUACGCCAGAAAGUAAGCACUCCCGCGCCCUCUAUCGUUCAACUUCACCGCGAAAUGCGAAAAUGGCGACGACGGGCAAAGUCAAAGACAAAAAAGUAGAAGUUGUCAAAGUUACACAUGAUCAGCUGAAAAGAAGGGUGGAAACUCUGAAGAAAGAUGCAAGUCAUGAAAGGCGCGAUGAUCCAAAAGAGAAAGCAUCCUCACAGAUGGGUGCAGCAGAAAAAGCAGAGAAACAUCCUACCAAGUCACGCUCUACAAAGGCACGUAGGGAAAAGGAACAGCGAAAGCCAGAUCAACAGUUAUAUAGGCCAGGCAUGUCCCGGAUAGCAAAGAAUUCUUCAUCGCCAGGAAGUGACUUGAAUUCUAGCCGAGAGGAAUCACCGACCAAACCUGUCCAGGAUCCAGUUAAUUUGAGUGAGAUUGGAUCCAAAGGGUUCCAGGUCUGCCACGUUCAUGAAGAAAAUCAAUCCAAAGAGCCAACCCCAAAAGAAGAGGCAACGCAUGUAGCUGAACCUGAACAUAGCAAGAAUCAAGGAUACGAGAGGUCAGGGACAGAAAAUGCACAAAGAGGAGGCAGGAAUGGCAGUAGGAAUGAUAAAUUUGACAGACAAGCUGAGAGUGGUGGUAGCCAUGCCCAUUCUGGAUCAAGACCAUGGGAUAAACAGGAACCCUUGCAUCAUAGAGAACGAGGUUCACGUAGACCUUGUAGAGAGGAGUCCUCAAAGGUGUCCAGGGUUGGGAAGGCACCAUCUUUACAUAAUGAACAUGCAGAUGAAGACACCUGGGAAAUCAAACCAGAGGAUUGGGAAGCAGAAACUACAUGUAAAUCUUCAGGAAUCAAGGUCAAUAAGGGUCAAAGUGCACCUAAACAUGCGCAGAGUCGCAAUAGAAACCAAAGUCACCAACAGCAUGUGCUAGGUCAGAAUAAGAAUGAAAGCCCACCAAAACAAGUGCAAAGUCGCAAUGGCAAGCAAAGACAUAGUGAUGACGUUAGAAAUAAAGAUAGAAAGCAAAAUGCUGAUGAUGAUCCUAAUGUUUCAGAAAAUACACCACAGGAAAUAAAGAGCUUGAUGGGUAGUGAUUGGGAUAAGGAGUUCGAGCAGCAGUACCAAGCUCAACAUUCCCCUAAGAAGACAGACCCUCGUCAUAAAGUUACAAAACAAAAAGAAACAGUAGAACAGCUUCCUCAGAGCAGAAGAGCUUCAGGGAAAGCUAAUGCUAGACAAGACCAUGGACCAAGGACAAGCAACAAAAAGGGUCACUCAUAUUCAGAGGUAGACUCAUCACAACAUGAGCCUAAGAAAGAUCUUGUCAAGUCAUCCAGGCAGAAUUAUGCUUCAGAAAUACAGAAGCUACGAGCUAAGAAAGAAAUGAUGGAAAGAGAGAAUUCAAGUCAAGAAGAAUUUGAAACUGCGUCUAGUGCAAAAGAUCUACAGAUUACAGUUAAAACAGGGUCUGAGGUUGAUGACAGAUUGCGGGUGGUACAGGAAAAGCCUGCCAAAAGCUACUCUUCAGGUCAGUCUCGGCAGAGGAUUGACUCAGACAUUUCCAACUCCAAGAGGAAUGAGAAAACUGAUAAGGGACCUGUUUUGACAAUGUCUGGCGAAUGGGAGGAAGAAGUUGACGAUCUUAACUUUCAUGUUGAAUCCAUGGUCAUUACUAAUCGUAAGUUUCAAAAGAAAGAAUCUGAUAAACCUGGAAGAUUUGAGAGACCAUUUCAAGACAGGACGCAUCCACAUAGAGAUGAAAGAUGUCAAAAUGAACAUUAUGAUGACAGAGAAAGACUGUCUGAGAGACCAGAUAUUGAAGGAACAAGACCACCAACAAGAGAUGAAAGGUCUCAAAUGAAAAAUCGUGAUGAAGUAGGUUAUGGCAGAUUGGAUAAUAGAAGACCUCAAAAUAGAAAUGACAGGUUUCAAAAUAAAGAUUACAGUGAGAAAGACUUUGAGAGACCACACAAUGAUAGGCGGAGACCUCCAGACAGAGAUGAAAGAUAUCAAACUGAAUAUCAUGAUGAUAGAGCCUUACAGACACCAGAUAUUAAAGAAACAAGACCAUCAGCAAGAGAUGAGAGAUCUCAAAUGAAAAAUCGUGAAGCAAAAGGUUAUGGGAGAUCAGAUAAUAGAAGACCAUCACAAAGAAAUGACCGAUUUGAAGAUAGAGAUCACAGUGACAGAGAUUAUGAGACACCACGUGAGGAUAGGCGAAGACUUUCAGAUAGAGGUGAAAGGCAAACUAUGCAACAUGAUUCACAAACGUUUCAUUCAGGAACCUCCAAUAAUGAAAGAAAAGAACAAAGAAAUGACAGGAAUAGAGAUAAGGAUGAACCUUACCUGUCAGGGAAUGAUAGUCGAUAUAGGAACAGAGAGGAAUCUUACAGACAAGGACACAAUAAGCAAUCUGUGGAUUUAGGGCGAUCUGGUCAGUCUGGAAGUGACAGGCAGCAUAGAAAUGAUGAAGAUUCACAAAGAUCAGGAAAUGGACGUCAUGAAGAUGGUAGAAAAGCUCCUGAUAAAAGGUAUGAUCAAGACGGAGGUCGGCAUAGUGGGGAACCACAAAGAGACCACAAAGACCAAGAUGAGCGGAAGCGCUAUCACUCUGGGGGGAAAAAGGACACAAGGAGACAUCACAUUUCUGUGUCUAGCGAUGAUAGUUCUGAAAGACAUGGGAGAAGGAGAGGCAGCAGUGAAGCUGAGGAGUCUGGUACUAAGCAUGGAGGGGGUAUACUGAGGCUGCCUGGGAAGACAGAACAAGAGAAACUUAAACCUCAAGGUAAUUAUGCUCCUGUGUAUGAUCAGUACUAUCAUCCUCCUGAGGAACAUACUGAUGCACCAGUGCUUCCUGAUGAAUCCAAGGCCAAGCCAAAGGGACGUACUGGUGACCAAAGUCGCCUCUGGGACCCUAGUAAGCCAAAUCAAAAGCCUGCUUUGCAGCAGCAUCAAACGAAGCAUGGGGAACUGCAUUUCCAGGACCCUGAGUCAGACAAAGGAGAAUCCAGGGGAGAGGGAACACCACCUGCCACCCUGCAAGAGAAUUGGAAUUCAUACAUUCCAAAUUUUCCACCUGGAUUUGCUGGGAUGGUGCCGCCUCAUUAUGGGUACCCACCUCCUCCGCCAGGCUACUCAGUGCCCACUUCUUCCUGGGAAAACCAACCUGAAGGAGCCCAGACAUACAAGUCUGGUAAUCCUCCCCUUCCACCUUAUAUGAUGCAGUAUCCACCACCCUACGGUAGACAUCCCAAUCCACUACCCCCUGGGAUGCCAUAUCCGGGAUACCAAAAUCCACCCCAUGCUGCCAUGAUACAGGAGCACCUGUCUGUGAACCGGCAAUCAGCUCAGAAACUCCUACGGGAUGCUGCUCGUUGUGAGACAGACCUCUUCAAUGCAUUGAGUCAUGGCAUCUCAACCAGGGAGAUGCUACAGCAACUCCAAGACAAGCAGCAAGAGCUAGAACAACUCUAUGAGGGCAUCAUUCUCUUAGAUCUUGACCUGUGUAAUCAGUACAAUGUAGAGCAGAUGCUGUGGAAGAACUGCUAUUAUCAGAUUAUAGAAGCCCUGAGGAAGGCCAUACAGGAACAACCUAAUGGGGACAGCUACAAAGAAGAUCUUCUAGAUUUUAUGCAUCAUGGUACUACGUUCUAUGAAGGGGUGCUGAAUAAGCUGCAAUCAACAUAUCACUUCCAGUUAGAAAAUCGUACCGGUCUAGAUCCCCUUCAUGAAGAACGAAGAAGAUCAAUUAAAUUGGCCCUGUUGAGUGCUCAGAGAUGCAUGAUAGCACUUGGCGAUAUAGCCAGGUACAAAGAGCAAGCCAAUGAGACCAACACCUAUGGGAAAGCAAGGAGUUGGUAUAUGAAAGCACAGCAUCUUGCUCCAAGGAAUGGAAGACCUUACAAUCAGCUAGCUAUCUUGGCCUUGUAUACGAGACGUAAACUUGAUGCAGUCUAUUUUUAUGUGAGAAGUUUAGCAGCUACUAAUCCAUUCCUUACAGCCAGAGAAAGUUUGAUGACCUUGUUUGAGGAAGUCAGAAGGAAGGUUGCUCAUAAAGAGCAAGAGGAAAUUGAGGCAAGGAGAGAGAUGGAGAGAAGAAGAGAACAGAGGAGAAAAAGGAGGAGACCGUCUCAAGAUGAGAACAGGGGUAGGAAAGAGGUCUGGAUUGCUCACGAUGGGAAGGUGGAAGGAGGAGAGAGGACGGAAGAGGAAGAAGAUGAUGAAAUAGAGAAAGGGGAGAAUCUAUCUCACCUGUCUGCUGCUGAGCUCAACAAGAAGUUUGUGCUAAGUUUCCUGAAUGUCCAUGGGAAGCUCUUCACAAAGACAGGGAUGGAGGCAUUUGGUCAUGCGAGAGAUCAUCUAUUGCGAGAAUUCAAGGCACUCUUAGACCAUUCACCCUCAGCUAUCCUGAGUACAAGACUCAUUCAGCUCAUGGCUAUCAACAUGUUUGCUGUAGCUAACAUAUCUCCUUCAGGUGACAUCCCCCCUACAGCUGAGGGUUGUCCACCUCUCCUACAACAAGCCAUCCUGCUUGGUCUUCACAUGUUUGCCUUACUAUGUUUAAGAUGCUGCUCACUUUUACAAGAUCAUCUACAAGAGCAAAGUGGAGAUCAGAGUGUGUUGUCUCAGGAUCUUCAUGAGCUGCUACCUGGUGUCAAGGUCUAUGCUGACUGGAUGAUGUGCCAUCCAAAGCUUUGGAACCCUCCUCCCAGCUCAGAUACUACCUCCUAUAGUGCAUCGCUUGAUGUUUGGUCUUCGGUGGCACAAUUCUUGAACCUUGUAAAGAGAGUGCCUGUACCUGAUGUUAAGUUUGCUGUCAAUGGUGAAGAAGACAGCUUAGAAGUAUUGUUACCAGAAGACAUGGCACUGUCAGGCUUUGUACCUCUUAUGGCUCUUCCUCUUCAACCUGUAUUCAUCCAAGCUGAUACAUCCAAGAUUCUUGCCAAUGAUCGUGUUCGCCUGGACUCACUGACCAUGUUUGGUGAGUAUUUGAGUGGACAAGAGACUCCUCUUAUCAGCUUCUCAGUCAAGACGGAUUCUUAUGUCUCAGUAGCACCCAAGGCACCGCCCCCCAGAGAGACAGAUCAAAGCUACCGUCAAGAAGAUCAUGAGAUAGGAGGAUAUGACAAUGAUGAUGUGAUUGUGAUGGAUUCCUACACGGAAGAUGAACCACCUCAUGGAGAUGGUACAAUCAGUAGAUUGAGAGAAAGGAGAGACAGUUUAGAGAAACAACUCAGGGAUAGGGAACUUAGAGAAUCCCAUAUUCAGGCCAUUGUUGAGAGUCAUCGUUCCCAACGUCUUCUGGAGAUAGUCAUAAAGCCUUACUAUCUUAUACCAGACACUAACUGCUUCAUUGAUCACCUACCCGCUAUCCAGAGAUUGGUGUUAUGUCAGAGGUACCUCAUGGUGGUCCCUCUAGUAGUGAUCAAUGAGUUGGAUGGCCUAGCCCGUGGUAGUAGGGAAGGCCAGUACAGUGACCCUCACCAUGCAGUCAAGGUUCAACAUGGAGCAAGGUAUGCUGUAGAGUAUCUUGAGGAGGAGUUUGCUAACAGAAACCGUUACCUUUGUGCCUUGACCUCUAAAGGAAGUAUCCUGGACAGUAUUAGGUUCAGGAGUGAGGAUGCUGAUUGGAGGGGUAACAAUGAUGACCAUAUUUUGAGAUGCUGCAUGCAUUAUUGUUCAGAUGAUCCAAGGCAAUAUAUGCCAGCUGAUAAAGAUGCUCCUCUGCAGAUUAAACGAGAGGUUGUUCUGUUGACGGAUGACCGGAAUCUGAGGGUGAAGGCUAUCCAGCAGAACGUCCCAGUCAGAGACAUCAUCAUGUUCAUCAGAUGGGCCAAGGUAUGAAAGAAGUCAUCCAGGAGGAUGUCUUCCAGAAUGUAACAGUUGAGUUGUUCAGCAGUGUUCAUCUAAAUCUUGAUGAUAGACAGGUUGUUUAAGCUGGCACCAAAGAUGAAUGAUUGCAAGUAGUUUAGAGUGAUGCCACUGUACAAGCUGAAGCAUGACUUCAGGCCCUUUCAUUUAUUGUCAGGCAAUGCAAAAGUGGGCUUUAAAGAUUCAUUCUAAAAUGUGCCAUUUGUAUGACUACUUAAUAGGCUCAUGCAAUUUAGAAUACAUCCAGCAUGAUACGCAAACUCUUUGGGUAUUUUCAUUUUGAUCAAGUAGGAAGAAAGUUUUAAGCAAGGAUAAAAUCAUAUAUUUGUGAGAACAAAUUUACAAGGAAACACUGGGCAUACAUGCAUACCAUGUGUGCAUGUACAAAAAAGACCAAUGUGAUGAAAUUUUUUUCCUUGAGCGACUCCUCCUAUGCUUGCAUUUGAAAACCAAAGUCUUAUUUCCCCUGUGCAUCUACCUGGUUCAUCAGAGAUUCAGCGCCCAUAUUAAAAUGAAUUGUUAUUACAGGCAAUUUUGAAAAUACAUUGCUGUAAGCAUGUAAUCUUGCCUCUUUAUAUUUUUAAAAUUGUUCUUAAUCCUUAUCGAAGAGUUUUCAGUUCAUUAUACUCAAAAGAAUUUUUACACAUUUUGUUGACCUAAAUUAGCCCUCUGGAUAGCCUUCUAUUUGGGGCUGAGUGUCAUUUUGACUGAAAUUUAUGAUGAUAUUAUCAUUGAUUUGAUUCCAAGCGUUUUAAAUCAGCACCACUUCCAGAUCUUUCACUCUUUUAUAACAGUGAAUGAGAAAAUCCAACCAAUCAGCUUCUGUUUCCCCUUUUCCAUCCCUUGAUUGAAGAAAUCUUACAUAACACUGAGUCAAUUCAAUAACAAUAAAGUCAAUUAUAAAUAUACCUUGUUUGAAUGUAUGUUGUAAAAGUGAGAAAAGCACAGUGCAUAAGCCAGUUAUCAGCUGGUUGAAGGGUCUUUUCCAACUUUCACAUCAUAAACCUACUGUGUUCAUAAUAUUCCUUGUAUUUUGUGUUCGCUUUUAUCAAGGAAUAAAAAGUUGCUGCCACCCAUAUACUACUGCUGGUGUGAUGAAACCUCAUAUACCAUUAAAGGUCUUAGUUCAAAUACACAGCUGAGUUAACAUGGUAUCUGACUGGGAAGUCUUUUUUAUUUGGCUUCCUGUUGGGGUGGCUUAAUCUUUGGAGAUAGAGAUGGAUUCAUGACAUUACUUGAUAAAUCAUCUUUUUUCUUAAACAAAAAGUGAAUUUUCCAAAAUUGGAGACAGAAGUCUUGUCACCCUUGUGCCAAUGUUUAUUUAAUGGAGUGUUUAAGUAAGUUAGGUUUUUGUGCCAAAGAUCUUUCAUUCUUAUGAAUAAUAUGUAUCCACAUCGUGAAGGUCUGUCAUAAGUUGGUCUUGAUUCUCUUGAUGUUGUAGUGUGUCACAAUGAAUGUAAACAAGCAUUGUGAAUAAGAUUUUAUUGGGCAUAGACAUUGGGGGAAAUCCAGUUUAUCUCCAUGGAAGAGUUGUGACAUGUUCAAAUCAAACUCAAACUGAGAUCGAUCUCAAAAUUACUAACUAGAUUUUCAAUUCAAUUUGUGUUUGAUGUGAAUAAAUUGCAACUCUUUCCAAGACAGGGCAGGUCUCAUUUUCAUGUAAAAAUGUAUUCUUUGUAGGAAUCUUUGCAUUAUUGGUUGUUUGAAAUGAUUCUUAGGUGGUAAAAAUAAAUUUUUGCCUUUGUCUGAUUCCGUCACUAUUGGAGUGCCAAUAGUCAUAAUAUUCUUUUGAUUUAUUUAUAAAUUGAAUUUUAGUCAGACAAAACUAAAUGAAUUUUUCAUGUUUUCAGGGACUAUUGACAGGCCUUAGGUUGUAGAUAAUUUGCUCUGAUUGGUAGGGAAAUAGUUCAUUUGCUUUCUCAGUGGAACAAAAGUCAUAAUGUUCAUUUCAAGUACUGAUAAUCCACUCAAAACCUUGUUGAAUAUCUUGAACACUUUUAUAAAAAAAGAGUUAAUCCUUAUUUACCAUGGACAAUCAUUUAUUAUGUACAUGUUCUUGUUGCCACAUUUUCACAAGAAAAUAAAUGUGAAUGUUUUCAAACUA